AUGGAUAAAAAGCAAAUUUCAGCAAUUUCAAUUGCAGAGAUAAAAAUCGUUGAGAAUAACAGCCUUGAAAAAAACUUCAAAUGGCAGUCAUUACUUGGUAUUGCAUUUUCACUCACUAAUUCAUGGUUGGGUAUUUCUUCUUCCCUGAGCGUUGGGAUAUCCAGUGGUGGUCCAAUGCUCAUAAUAUACGGUCUGGUUAUUGGGUUUUUCUUUUCUCUUAUUUGUUCCUUCACUCUUUCUAGUUUUGCACGGCUUUUACCAAAUAGUAAUGGUCCCUGUUUUUGGGUGUUGAAAUUGUGUGAGAGAAGUAGUGAUUUGAUAAGUGAGCAAUCAACCCUGGAAACUGAUUCAGAAAAUAUAACAAGUAAAGACAAAAAUAUUGCUGCUCAAUACUCAGUAGAAAAUUUGAAAUUAACAUCACAUAUGCAGAGGAACCUCGGUUUAAUUACUGGUUUAUUGAAUUAUUUCGGAGCUGUCUUCACUACAGCUAGUAUUUGCUCUUCCUUAUCCCUCAAUAUCUUGGGUAUGUAUGCUGCAUCACAUCCAACAUACGAAUUGAAAAAAUGGCACACAUUUAUCGCUUAUCAAUGUCUCAAUAUUCUUGUGUUAAUGGGGAACCUAUGGUCAAAACCCUUGCCAUCCUUUCUGAAAUGUGGUCUUUAUCUCUCCAUAUUUACAUUUUUCUUAACUUUUCUCAUAUCAUUGAUAUCUCGUUCAAACAAUAACUCCCACCAAUGGCCUUCGAGUUCAUCCAUAUUUGCUGAUUUUGACAAUAAUACUGGAUGGAGAUCAUCUGGGGUUGCAUUUAUAGUAGGUUUGAUUAACCCUUUGUGGGCGUUUGUUGGCAUUGAUUCUGCCACACAUAUGACUGAUGAGGUUGGGAAUGAUAAGGCCAGAGUGUUAGUUUCUCGGGUUAUUUUCACCACUGUGAUUCUGGGGUUCUUAACAAGUUUUGUAUAUUCUAUAGGUAUGUUCUAUUGUAUUACCGAUAAAGCAAGGGUACAAACAUCUAUAUUGCCCAUACUUGAGAUCUACCAGCAGGCUACUGAUAAUAGAAACCUCAGUAUAUUUAUGCAAAGUCUAUGUGCCCUUUGUGGUAUAAUAUGUGGAGUUGCUUCCAGCACUUGGCAAAGUAGAAUAUUAUGGAGUGUUGCCAGAGAUUUCCGUCAGAUCGAUAGAAGGUUAGGGAAGAAUUUGACUUCAAAAAUUUUUUCGUUGAUUGUUAAUGUUCACCCUAAAUUACAAACACCAUUAAUAGCUCUUUUACUCUCACAUUGUCUCAUAGUUAUUAUUGGUUGUAUCUUUAUGGGAUCUACAACGGCUUUUAAUGCCAUUAUAACCGCCAGUAUAACUCUGCUCCUCAUUACUUACGCAAUUCCAUCCUUUAUCUUACUGAUUAAAAGAUCGACCUUUUACUCAGAUAUUUUGAAUGAUAUGAGCGGUGUAGAACUAGAUAUCACUAUCCACAAGUCUAUAGGUUGGUUUCAAUUUCUUGCUCAUUCUCUUUGUAUCUUAUGGGCCCUAUUUUGUCUUUGUUUUUUCUCACUUCCAUACGAACUUCCCGUCACAGCAAAUUCGAUGAACUAUGUUAGUGUUGUAUAUGGUGCGGUAGCAUUAAUUAUACUAUUACUGGUGCAAUUCUGA
This is a messenger RNA of Maudiozyma saulgeensis, 1644 nucleotides long. The record is from the annotation of a GenBank genome assembly. NCBI's taxonomy places the organism in Eukaryota, Fungi, Ascomycota, Saccharomycetes, Saccharomycetales, Saccharomycetaceae.